UUUCCACCAAACCAUGGCCAUAAGAGAAAUGGGAAAAUGACCCCCACGUCCUACAGGAUUUCCAAGCAGCCUCCUGAUUCAGCAACAUGCAUACAGAGUAACCAAUCAUUGACUUCCACGUGGAUUCUCAACCCCCCAAAGCCAAUCCAUGAUCCUCUCUGUCCAUUCAUUUCAGGGGCUGGUGCUUUCACGAAACAAGGCCUCUUUUUUCAAGCAAAAAUCCCCAGAGACAGAGAGAGAAAGACUUUCAGAAGAAAAACUGAGAUGGAGGCCACAGCUGUUUAUAGCAGCAAAGGAAGUCCAUUUGUCUGUUCCUCCGGGAUAGCAAAGCCCAAACCACAAAAUUCUGCUACUUCCUCACCCUUUCGCAUUCAAUCCAUGGCAACACAGAAACCCUUGCCUUCUGUUGCCAAAACCGUUGGCCCUAGAAAGAGCUCGAACUCAACCGUUUUCCCGCUUGGCGAGCCAGGGCCACGGAACAGCCCUGUGGCCGCACCACCAGUGAAGCUAUUGACAAAUGUGGAGAAACUGAAACUCCUAACCAAAGCUGAGAAAGCCGGCCUGCUAUCAGCGGCCGAGAAGUUUGGGCUAUCUCUAUCUUCGAUAGAGAAACUAGGUCUCCUCUCCAAGGCGGAGGAGUUUGGAGUGUUGUCGGCAGCAACAGACCCUGGAACUCCAGGGGCACUCUUGACCCUCAGCUUGGGGUUACUGCUUUUGGGUCCUUCAUGUGUUUACCUUGUGCCUGAGGAUAACCUUGGGGAAGUGGUGUUGCAGGUUGUGGUGGCUCUAGUCUGUGUAGCCGGUGGAUCAGCAGCUUUUGCUGCAUGGAACCUUGUAUCUAACUUGCAGAAAUCAAACUAAAUUUGGUAUCCAACUUGCAGACAUAACCGAAACUCCCCAGUAAAAGUAAUGGUUUAUAGUAUUAUCUUUGA
This is a messenger RNA of Theobroma umbraticum, 932 nucleotides long. RefSeq names its product wiskott-aldrich syndrome family protein, putative (DUF1118). The record is from RefSeq and is a predicted model, not a curated record. NCBI's taxonomy places the organism in Eukaryota, Viridiplantae, Streptophyta, Magnoliopsida, Malvales, Malvaceae.